GUAUGGCUGGCGCACUCGGCCGGAGCGGCUUAUGGAAGCUUCAAUGUAUAUUUGCGACGAAGGAUUUUAACCAACUUCUGCGUGACGCGGCCGGGAGGGUCCCGUGCUGCCCUGGUGCGGUGCCGGACCGAUGCGCUCGACAAGUGGCGCCGUUGCCGGGGAUAACGGAAAGCCGACCGUUGUCCCUGGUGGAACGACAUCCGGGUAUGAGAAGUGGAUGAGAAAAGGCAUAAAGGAAGGACGAGAAAGUGGAGCAACGUCAGGUACGCCUGCAGAGGCAAAAGAGAAAGGAAAGAGAUGCAACCGCUUCUGGGACCCCGAGAGUAACAAGGAUUGUUACAGACGUAUUGGCACAACUGGGGUAUGCGACAGAGCCGGUGGUGCAAAGGAGGGUAGUAACGACUAUCUAAGUGAAAGGAAAGGAGCCGGUGAUAGAGGAGGUUGUUCAGGAGGAGCUAUGGGAAGAGGAAGAGUCGGUGCCGCAUCGCCGGACGAAGGCCCAGCGCAAAGUGCCGCCUGGGCGACCCAGAGUAAAUGUGGUGGGGUCGUGCCCACAAUCAGGAAUGAUGUCACUCUGCAGGCCCGACUGACACAGGCAGCACGAACGAGAAAUCAAGCCAAAGCCAGCGCCAGCCAAGAACCUCAAAGGAGGGAGCUGGAGCAAGGAAAAAGAAAAGAGGCCAUGGAAGUGGACGAUGACGACAAUGAGGAGGAAGAGGACGAGAGGCUGCGCAAGGAGGAGGAUCAGAGAGCGGAGCAGUGGGCGCGGAAAAAGGGAGCCAGGGGAGAGGUCGAGCCGGUCGUGCGCGACGGACCGCCCAAAAGGAAGAAGUAUGCGGUUCGAUUGGAGGAGGGGUUUGACGUGGAGAAAGUGAUCGACCGACUGCUAGAAAGGCACAAUGACCUCAUGACUCUGAAGGAAAUCCUAGCGUCGGCCCCGCGACUCCGCGAUGAACUGAAGGGGAGGUUGUCGUGGCGCUCGGUGCCCAACGUCCAUCUGGGCACGAUUCUGCCCAAGGAGGCAGAGUGGGCGGAGUCAGGCACAAAGAUGGAUUGGAAGUGCGUGGCUUGCGGCACGGUGGAUUUAGUGGUAAAAGGCUCCAAGUGUGCAACAAUGAUGGACACCGGGGCGGAGAUGAACAUUAUUCGGGAGGCGAACGUGAUAAGAUUCGGGCUGGAUAUAGACCGUUCUGACAACGGUAUUCUGCACGGAGCCAGUUGCAAGGCCGUAUUUUGUGGGACAACCUCAAAUGUACUCAUCGAGGUUGGAAAGGUGAAGGUCAGGGCUUGCUUCUUCAUCAUGCCGAACGUGGAUCACGGAAUCCUCCUGGGGAGGUCUGACUUUACGAAGGCAGCCAUGCCAAGAGGAGGGAAGGGGACACGGCCACCUCAGAGGCCGUUGGGAGCAUCAGGAGGAUAUGAGCGGCAUGGGCCUCGCCAUCGAGAGAGUACUCCGGUGUACGACGAUGGGGACAUCGAGCUAUUCCUGGACAACUUUUGGGAUCAUGCGAGGCGUACGGGCUGGACCGUGGCCCAGGCGAUCGAAAGACUGAGGGGAGCAAGCAGGUUCGAGGAGCCCAUUGCCAGGAUUCGUAGGGAGGCGACGACGAGGCAGGAGGUGGAGACGAGGAUGGAGGAGUUCUGACCCUCGCCUAUGGGACCAGAUGGCAGGCCGAUUCGUCUAGAAAUCGA
Molecule: messenger RNA, 1692 nt
Organism: Chara braunii
Lineage: Eukaryota; Viridiplantae; Streptophyta; Charophyceae; Charales; Characeae
Source: the annotation of a GenBank genome assembly